Messenger RNA from Oldenlandia corymbosa var. corymbosa, 3512 nucleotides. The record is from the annotation of a GenBank genome assembly. Lineage: Eukaryota; Viridiplantae; Streptophyta; Magnoliopsida; Gentianales; Rubiaceae.
AGUAAAAUAAUUAAAAAAAACUUUAUUUCAUUUAUAUAUACUCACAACCCCUUCAUUACUCUCCCAAAGUUCCAGCCAUCAUCAUCCUACUUUCCUCCUCCUUCCUCCGCCGCCAUCUUCCAUUUUCAUUUCCUUCUUCCUCCGCCACCAUUUUUUUUUUCUGAAGAAGGAAAUCAAAGGGAAUAACAGGAAAUGGCUUUAUCUAAUGCAUCAUCAGCAUUAGCCUCAAGAUCAAUCUUAUCAGGGAACAACAACAACCAGUCCCACCAGCCGAAUUUCACUUUCCUCCUUCCUCCGGCCACCGCCGGCCACCUGAAGCCCAAAUCCCGCAACCCCAUUUCAGCUGUCCACGCGUCUGAGCCGCCCAAGACGCCAAUUGCCGGAACUGCUGCCGCCGCGUCCAAGGCGGCGGCCCCUUCUGUCGAGGGGAAACAGGGGAAAUGGAGUUUGGAUAGCUGGAAAACGAAGAAGGCCCUGCAGCUUCCUGAAUAUCCCAAUCAAGAAGAGUUGCAGGCUGUUCUUGACACUAUUGAGGCUUAUCCUCCGUUGGUCUUUGCCGGGGAAGCUCGGAAUUUGGAGGAGAGGAUUGCUCAGGCUGCAAUGGGGAAUGCUUUCCUGUUACAAGGUGGGGAUUGUGCUGAGAGUUUCAAGGAGUUCAAUGCUAAUAACAUCAGGGAUACCUUCAGGAUUCUUCUUCAGAUGAGUGUUGUUCUGAUGUUUGGUGGUCAAAUGCCCGUUGUUAAGGUUGGAAGAAUGGCUGGUCAGUUUGCAAAACCAAGGUCGGACCCAUUUGAGGAGAAGGAUGGUGUAAAGCUGCCUAGUUACAAGGGUGACAACAUCAAUGGUGAUGCUUUUGAUGAGAAAUCAAGAUUUCCGGAUCCUCAGAGGUUGAUAAGGGCUUACUGUCAAUCUGCAGCAACUCUCAAUCUUCUUAGAGCCUUUGCUACAGGUGGUUAUGCUGCUAUGCAGAGAGUGACUGAAUGGAAUCUUGAUUUUGUGGAACACUGUGAGCAGGGAGAUAGGUACCAAGAAUUGGCUCACAGGGUUGAUGAGGCCUUAGGUUUCAUGGCUGCUGCUGGACUUACCAUUGAUCAUCCUAUCAUGUCAUCAACUGAGUUCUGGACAUCCCACGAGUGUUUGCUUUUACCUUAUGAGCAGGCACUUACCAGGAAGGAUUCUACUAGUGGUCUUUUCUAUGAUUGCUCUGCUCACAUGCUCUGGGUUGGGGAACGCACAAGGCAACUAGAUGGUGCCCAUGUAGAAUUUCUUAGAGGGGUUGCGAAUCCCCUUGGUAUUAAGGUACUUAUGAUGCAUAUUUAUCCUUGAUGAGUGAUUGAAUCAUAUUUUUCCUUCGAUCAACUAGGAAUUUAUUUUACCUUUCUGAGACAAGAAUAUUCCCGCUGUUCCUUGGUUGGCACUUGGCAGCUCAUUCCUACAAGAUAUACUUUUGUAUAUUGAUAUAGGUAGUUGAGAUCAAUUGUGACAACCAAAGGAAAGUAGUCCUUAAUCAGAGAAGCAAGUUCUGCAUUUUGUAUCUCAACUCUUGAUGGUUCCAGAAAUCUGUCCCUUGUGAUUGUUGUCUUCUUUUAUGAUAUUUGCAUGAGUUUCCUCCUGGGGUUCUGAAGUAACUUUUUCUGCACGUUAUGUCCUAAACUAUUGUCACCUUUCAGGUGAGCCAGAAAAUGGAUCCCAAAGAGCUGGUCGAGAUCAUCGAGAUCUUAAAUCCCAUUAACAAGCCUGGAAGAAUAACUAUAAUUGUUCGAAUGGGAGCAGAAAAUAUGAGAGUUAAACUUCCUCAUUUGAUCAGGGCUGUUCGUGGAGCAGGACAGAUUGUUACUUGGGUUUGCGAUCCUAUGCAUGGGAACACCAUUAAAGCACCUUGUGGACUCAAAACACGUGCUUUUGAUGCAAUCUUGGUAUGCAAAUUCUUGUUAUCGUCUUGCAAUGUUCUGAAGUUCUUUGGAAACUGAUACUGGAGUGCUGGCAAAUUACUUGAGUAUUCUGAACUGAACCCAGAAAAUAUCGCAUGAAGUUGUCCCAUUUUUUUAAUUAUUUUUUUCAUUGCGAGAAAAUUUAUAGAGGUCCCACAAAAGAAGCUCUUAAACUUUCAGAACUACGCUUUCAGAUAAACUACUGAUUAGAGUUUACCUGUGGAUACUAAUAAGCUUUAUUUCCCCUCAAAUUAUGGGUAGUUGAUGGAAAGCCAAACCUAAUUCAUCAUAAAUAAUCAAAUAACUUCUUGCAUUGAAAAUGGUCCACUGCUUUGGUAGUGGAGGUAACAUCUAUGAACAUCAUUAACCUGUGAUAGUGAUUAGUUUGCAAAUAGGUGAGGUGGUCCUCUAUUUUGAUUUAGAAAUUCUCCCAAACAGGUGAUUAGUUUGCAUGUGAAAUUGUGAUUGCACUUGAAGAACCUGUCCUCACCCAAAAAUUGUACAUGUAACAGCCACCCCAAUGGGAUCCUAUUUCAUUUUGAUUUCCGUCUGAGCCUACACGGAUCUAAUCACAUGAGACUACAUGAAUUUGCAGGCGGAGGUUCGAGCAUUCUUUGAUGUACACGAGCAAGAAGGGAGCCACCCUGGAGGAGUUCAUCUGGAAAUGACAGGACAAAAUGUGACAGAAUGCAUUGGUGGUUCAAGAACAGUGACUUUUGAUGAUCUGAGCUCUCGCUACCACACACAUUGUGAUCCCCGACUGAAUGCUUCUCAGUCUCUUGAACUUGCAUUCAUCAUAGCUGAACGGUUAAGAAAAAGGAGGUUGGGACCUCAGCGCCGGCUAUUUUAAGCUUGUUGGUAUUUUACUUCUACGUUUUGUGUGUUAGCGAGAAAAUAGCUAAAAGUUUUUUCUGAGCCGCUAGGCAAGAGCCUAUCUCUUUGAAGUAAAGAACUUUUUACAGUGAGGAAAGGAGGAUUAGUGAAAAGGCUUUAUGUAGAAAACUGCUCAACAUGGCUGGUCUAAACUUCAUCUAUCCAUAUGCUCGGAGCUUGAGUUUAAGCUAUGAAAAAAUCUUGUUAGCUGAAGCUGCUUGGAUCUGAGAUUUCUACAUUGUCUUAAUGUAGUAAUAAUAAUACCUAUAUAUGUAUCUGAAGCUGAUACUUUGAAGUUCAAUUAGUUUCAGCAACAAUAGUUGCCCUUGGCAUUAAUAUCCCUGAUGAAGUGGUUUUUUUGUUUGUAUAUUUUCUUCGUAAUCAGAACAGGUAAUUUCAACACAUUAUAGUUAGAGAGAAGGUUAACUGAACCACUUGAACCCUUUUAUACAGCUUUCACAUCUGCUCUAGGAUGGUUGUGGCAUUUGGAUAUUUGAGGUGGUAUGUAUUUUUAUGAGACAAAGUUAACACAUUUACAAAUUAUCAUCGCCAGAGGAGUGCAAUUUUCACAAUGCUAAGGGGAAACAGAAGCCAUGUAAUAUUAUUUUACAAUGUCUAAAUCUUAUCUUAUUUUUUUUUGGCACCUGGCACAUUCAAAUUUUGUUUUUCCUGAUUUAUUAUUAUUAUAUUAUGAUUUUUUUGUCUUGA